Molecule: messenger RNA, 929 nt
Organism: Pararge aegeria (speckled wood butterfly)
Lineage: Eukaryota; Metazoa; Arthropoda; Insecta; Lepidoptera; Nymphalidae
Product: 23 kDa integral membrane protein-like
Exons: 6
Coding region: 32-811 (259 amino acids)
Cellular component (GO): membrane
Source: RefSeq, a predicted model, not a curated record
UCGAAAAUCUUAACGUCCUAAACUAUCCAUCAUGUAUAUUACUCCUAUUAUAGGUAAAGAAUGCCUCAGAGUCACGCUUUUGAUGCUCAAUGGAUUUUGCUUUCUUAUAGCAAUUGGCUUCAUAUCAUCUUCAAUUGCGAACAUUAAUAUAAUGAAGCAGUAUGGAGACGAUAGCUCUAAUGGCGUUGUUGAUGCCGUCACCAUAACGAUCGGCCUGCUGACACUGGUAGUCGCUGGUUUCGGCUCCAUUGGGGCUUACAAGGGAAACGUGGAAACACUUCAUAUGUACGUAGUUUUACUGAUAAUAAUGGGCGGCCUGGAGAUUGUGAUCCUGUUUUCAACGGCUGACGAGCAUAACACGAACGAAUUAAGGAUUUCCCAGUUCAUGAGCCAGAAUUACUUCCUGAACACCACCGAUAUGGAUGUAGUCGCUCAUGCAAAGUUUUGGGAUGAAGUACAGUCAAAGUACAAAUGCUGCGGUUUCAAUGGACCGGAGGACUAUAUUACUUCGGGCAAGGAUAUAAGCCUCUCGUGCUGCCAACAAGCCUACGAUGCCAGAUUUACUAACUAUCAGGAUCAGCUUUAUAACAUUUGCUUAGAAACCGCCAGCUACUACAACGUGGGAUGCGAAAAACAGCGUCCGCUUAUGUUGAAAUUGGAUAGCGAUUGGUUGGGCAUUUUUAUUUUUAUGUACUUCUGGGUUCAGGCAAUAGAAUUAUGUCUAGCGGUGCUGGUGAUACAAAAUGAAACACAAUUAGAGCUGGAGAUGAAAUUGAUGGGAUAUCAUGAGGUGCAAACCGCGCCUGCGUAAGCGGUCGCCUGCAUUUCUGCCUCUUACGUGGGACCAAUCACAAGGAAUUGUUAAAACAGGCGCACUUAGCGAUUGGCCCACGCAACCGCAGACGUGUGUUGUAAGCCGUUGAUUGGCC